Messenger RNA from Microthlaspi erraticum, 378 nucleotides. The record is from the annotation of a GenBank genome assembly. NCBI's taxonomy places the organism in Eukaryota, Viridiplantae, Streptophyta, Magnoliopsida, Brassicales, Brassicaceae.
AUGUGUUGCACUGGUUGCGUCAGGAUCGUUAGGAACGCAAUCUCAAAACUCCGAGGAGUUGAUUCAGUAGAAGUGGAAAGAGAGAUGGGAAGAGUGAGAGUAGUGGGGUACGUUGACAGAAACAAAGUGAUCAAAGCCGUGAGACGAGCCGGGAAGAGAGCUGAGUUUUGGCCAUACCCUGAGCCUCCACUUUACUUCACAUCUACUCAAAACUAUUUCGUAGAUCCUUCGAAAGAGUUUAAAGAGAGUUAUAACUAUUACAGACAUGGCUACAAUAGCACGGAACAACAUGGAACUAUCCCCGUAGGUCGUCGUGGAGACGACAGGGUUAGUAAUAUGUUUAAUGACGACAACGUCAAUGCAUGCCGUCUCAUGUAA